Messenger RNA from Mugil cephalus (flathead mullet), 1857 nucleotides. It is a transcript of the gene rab1ba, whose product is annotated as zRAB1B, member RAS oncogene family a. The transcript is spliced from 6 exons. Gene Ontology annotation, molecular function: GTPase activity; GTP binding. NCBI's taxonomy places the organism in Eukaryota, Metazoa, Chordata, Actinopteri, Mugiliformes, Mugilidae. Bases 383 to 988 code for a protein of 201 amino acids. The record is from RefSeq and is a predicted model, not a curated record.
CCUCCGUCACUUCCGCACCUGCGCAGCCAUCUUGGACCUUUUAACGAGCAACGGACACAGAGAGAGGGGGGCAGAAAACAGAGUAAAAUACUAAAAUACACCAACCCGAGUGGAUUAAACGAGGGAUAUGUCCACGGGAAUCAAGUCUAUGUGAAGCAAUAACAGCCGAACGGAGCAAAAACAACGACCAGGGAGCAGUAAAAGAGACGAGCGAACAACCAUUUAAGUGCCUCGGGAUACACGGACGUACAAGUCAUCUUUUCUUUUUUUUUCUUUCUCUUUUUUUUUUUUUUUUUGCCGGACUAGGAAGGAAGGAAGGACGGAAGGAAGGAGCCUAUUCGCCGACAGGAAUACUAAAAAAAAACACAUCUACAGUGAAACCAUGAAUCCCGAAUACGACUAUCUGUUCAAGCUGCUGCUUAUCGGAGACUCUGGCGUCGGGAAGUCGUGUCUUCUGCUGCGUUUCGCCGACGACACCUACACGGAGAGCUACAUCAGCACCAUCGGGGUGGACUUCAAGAUCCGCACCAUCGAGCUGGAUGGAAAGACCAUCAAACUGCAGAUUUGGGACACUGCAGGUCAGGAGAGGUUUCGUACCAUCACCUCCAGUUAUUACCGCGGAGCCCACGGCAUCAUAGUCGUAUACGACGUGACGGAUCAGGAGUCGUACAACAACGUGAAGCAGUGGCUGCAGGAAAUCGACCGCUACGCCAGCGAAAACGUCAACAAGCUGCUGGUGGGAAACAAGUGCGACCUGACCACCAAGAAGGUGGUCGACUACACGACGGCUAAGGAGUUCGCCGACUCCCUGGCCAUCCCCUUCCUGGAGACCAGCGCCAAGAACGCCACCAACGUGGAGCAGGCCUUCAUGACCAUGGCGGCCGAGAUCAAGAAGCGAAUGGGCCCGGGGGCGACGGCCGGCGGCGACAAGCCCAACCUCAAAAUCGAGAGCACCCCCGUCAGGCAGUCGGGUGGGGGCUGCUGUUAAAGGACCCCCCCUCAAACACACACCUACACACACACCUUCACACAUCACCUCCUCCUCCAGCAUCUCCAUUCACAUCUACCUUUCUUCUCCUGUGCUCCCUUUCCACCCCCCCCCCACCUGACCAUUCACCUAUAACACCCUGUAACCCACCACCUCCACCUCCUCCUCCACCUCAACCUCAGCCUGAGCCUGGACGUCACAGGACGGCAACAAACAAAAAAAAAAACGAAACUGCUGAGAGGACAUGAGGAGCAGAUUGGUAUUGAUUAAUGUUGGGGGGGCGGGGCUUAGAUCCACACACUGAGACACUGUAAUGGGGGUUUGCAUGGUUUGUGUCUGUCUUUUCCCAAACGUUCACAUAGUCACAGACGGUAGAAGCUCAGUAGGAAACGAUCGUGGGCAUCAGCAGCAGCAGCUUCUUCUUCUUCUUUUAUUAUAUAGUGUGUUCAGACAAAAAUCAGAUUCAUCACGUUCGCAUACAACAACUGUACAGACAUUAGCUGUGAGCUAGCUAGAAAACAAACCCCUCCUCCUCCACUUCUUCUUCUGCUGCUUCUUCCAUCCUGACGCUGUAUAUUCACGAAGCAGUUUUCACCUUUAACUGUCUUUUUUCUGUCUGAACACGUCUUUUAAAACUCCUCCUCCUCCGUCCAGGGUUUAUUUUUUUUUAUUUUUUUGUUUUUUUGCGAGGGGGGGAGGUGCCUUUAGUGCCUAGUGGUUAAAUCGAGAUUUAUUUGCAUUCUCACGCAGCGCGCUAACAGUCGUUAGUCUCUUCCGGUUGGUCGGUCGGUGCUAAUUAACACAACGGAGAGUCACCAAAACUUUACCGAAGCUUUGUGCACGUGUUCGAAUAAACUGGUUUGACCAAA